UGGCCCGUGUGUUGAUGGGUCUACUGGGUUCCUGCUGCUGGGUGGCAGGGUUGCUCGUCGUGUCCAUGCUCGGAUCGACGGCUGUGCGUCCUGCGGUCUUCGGGCCGGAGCCGGGGGACUGUGUGUGUCCACGCUCGCUCGGGUCUUUCCGGACGCUCUCGGAAUCGUCCGUUUCGUCGAGGCAGUGGAAGUAACGGCUCAGUGACUCAGUAGCUCAGUAGGUCAGAGAUGUGUGUGGGGUUUUCUUUUUUAAAUGACAAACUGACAAAAACAAAGUUAACGUAAAGGCGAAACAUCCCUCCGAACAGGAAUCCGGUUUAUUCUGCAGCCAGCUGUCCCGGGACUGGGCGAGCGGACAGGCGGUUUGUUUGGUACAAAACAGAUUUCAUAUUUCACACCGAGCCCGGGUAUUGUCAUCGAGGCAGCUGUAAGUUCGUCAGUGAGUCUCAGCUUUCAAAGUGCCUCUGCACUUUACAACAUGCUGCUGUCCCGGGACCCUUCGGCUCCACAUAUCCAUUGCUUGUAAUUCCAUGCUUCUCCAUGCCUUUGUUGGCAUCUAAUGGAAGAAAAAGCAUCGAUCAGGUCAGCCAUGGUAUCCAGACUUCCUAAAUUCGGUGGACGCUCCUCGACUACUGGCGCUAAUCCCUUGUCCAAUGGUUCCACCCGGCCAACCACCCCUACCCAGGAUGGUAUGACUACUCCCCCUGGAACACAGCAAAACGGUUUGAUCCGUGCCUCUCCUUUUAACUUAAAAUGGAAGAGAGAUGAUGGGAAGACCCUUCCCAGCCCCAGCAGCCCUCUAGAUAGAGAUGAAGACAAGGCUCAGACACAGCGUCCCUCAUUGGCAAAGGAGGUAAAGAAUGAGUCUCCUGGGACACCCAAGAUUCGAAGGUCAGGUACUUUGAUGGUUGCUGUGUCUAGCCCCAAGGCAAUCCCCAAGCAAUCCUCAAAGAUGAGUCCCAAAGUGGGGCCUAAGCUUGGCCAAAGCCAAUUGAAUGGAGGUACUAAAAUUGCUCAUACUGGCUCCAGCAUUCCUGCUCAGACAGGGUCAGAUUCCCGCCUUGUGCGCCCAAGGUUAGGCUCUAGCACUCCCAGAAGCAGCUCUCAAGAUAGCCUGUCCAGUGACAGCCUGAAGACCUUGGCACUUGACAACAUGGUGCGUUCUAAUAGCUUCACUCACUUCAAGCAAAUUCCCUCUCCCACAACCCAGCCUAUGACGCGGUCCUUCUCCUUUAACCGGGCUGUGGAGCUAGCCAAGCCUCUGGCCAACACUCAGCUUCGGCCUCCCCGUAGUACUUUUCUCAAACCACCUCAGCUGAGCAAUGGAAGAGUGGGUUUAGGACUCGGAGGCCUGAAUGGCAGCCUGGGAGGUUCAGGAGGUCUAGAUGGAGGACUUGGAGGACUUCAUCAGUACAGCAGAACUCCUCCAACUGUCUCCUCUCUGCCUACCUCUUCAAUUCCUUCAGCACCCACCACUCCCAGUGCUCUGAAGAAGCCUCUUUUCCCCAGUUGUGUGCUGACCAAGUCACUGGGCAGCAAUGGGGGACCUCUGGGCUACAGGCUGGUUCGAUCUGUGCAGGCCAAGCAGCAGAAGCCUCUUUUUCCAGGUAGAGUCAAGGGGGAUAUGAGACCUUCCACUGCCCAUGAGUGCGGCGAGCUAUUAGACAUUGAGCCUAACGAUGAGGCUGAAAAAGCAGACUCUCACAGUGACAGUGAUGGAAGCUCUGGAGAUGGAGGAGGGAGUUGUGCACUCAGGCAAAGCUUGGGCCCGGCAGCAGUCGAGACUCUGGAGGACAUGUCCUUAUCAUCUGCCUCAUCCCUAGACAGAGGUGAAACCAGUGAAGAGUUUCUAGAUGACUUUGAAAGUACCGGAGAUGUGCUCAGCGAUGGGGACAUGCCUGACAACAGGAAAGCUGACACCACUACCCAAACCCGCCUCCACAGCUUUCUCAAUGAUACCAUUGACUGGGACAGUAUCGAGAUUGAAGGAAAUAAAGAAGAUAGCCCUAUGGAGGACUCCCAGGGACCACUAGUGUUCUCUCCAGAGCAAGGUGAUGUCCCCCAGGCUUCCUCUGUGGAGCUGUCGCCCUCCAACAGCUCCGGUGGAACUUACAUGUGGGAUGAGGAGGGUCUUGAGCCUCUGGGGAGACCUGGGACUCAUCCAUUAGACAGCUAUGAUGAUUCAGAGCUCAACAGCAUGGAUAUCCUGAACAACCUGGACCCGCGGGGAACCGGAGAGCUGGAUGAUGAUGACCUCAUGCUGGAUGUGGACCUUCCAGACGACGGCUUGCAUGACGUUGACAGGAUGUCACAGGCUGAGCGCUCAGGGAGGGCCGGGCGGCAGGGGCAGCGGCGGAAACACUACCACUGGAGUGGACCAGAUCACUUCCUCAGUGACGGCAGGGCUCACGUCUUCCAGCAUUAUGAGGGACUCAAGUCGCCGAGGAUCUCUUCACGGCCGCCCCCCUCUGAAGCCAGGCAGCACGGCUGCACGGCAACGCUGGACGGACUCAAACUCGAGCACAUGACUGACGAUUGCAGCUCUCUCAAGAACCAGCUGCUCAGGCUCAGGACAUUGUUACAGCUGGAGGAUACAGACUCUCCAGCAGAUGCUCCUGAGGGGAUUGAAGACAAUACCACUGCAUCACAGUUGGACGAGCUGAUUAGGGAGGUGCAGGUGCUCAGAGAGGAGCUGAGGAGUCGAGACGAGACCAUCGCUCAGCUCACGUUACAGUGUCAACAGCUGCAACAACAACAUCAGCGGGAACAAAUGGCUGCUCCGGGACGUCAGGUCAGGUGUCAGUGCCACCACCAGAGGGCGCCCUCUUCACUACGACAGGGCGACAGACCGAUGGACAAACGGACGCAGCAUCGCUAUGACAAGGCCACCCAGACAUACUGGAGACCAGCCAGCCAAGCUCCUCAAAUACUACAGCCUUUCAACCCCUGCCUCAACGAGCACCUCCGUCAGGGAAGAAUAGUAAAAACUCCCCCCACCGAGGCCCCCAGUGAUCUGAGUGGAGAUGCUGAUUGCCGUCAUGAAGGCCUUAUGACAGAUGAGACUGGCCCUGCAUACCCCGACAAGCGGAAUCAUCUCCUCAGCAACCGACAACACUGGCCGGACUCUGGGGCUCCACGGGGGGUAACUGCUCGAGACGGGCCAACAUCAGCAGCUCCUUCUGCAGAGCAGCAUGAAGGGAGAGCCCCCACUGGGAUGCUGCAGAACUCUGUCACUCCCGGACCCGCUGGUCCCACUUGCCCUCGCUUGCUGCAGCCUCCUCGUCUACACAAGCGCGUGUCUCUCCCUGCGCUUAAGCCAGGGGGCGCUGGUGGCUUCGCCUCUCUGAAGCUGGGGUCUUCCUUAGGGCCUCUGGCGAACCGGACCAAGCAGCUGCCCCCUCCCUCUAGAGGCCUUCCCUGCUUCAAUGCCGGACCCCAGUUGCAGGCUCCGAGUCUACGUCGCACUUCACUACUUCAGCCUCGCAGAGCAACGGACCCUUGCAGGGAUCUGCGCUGCACCAACUCCACCCUGGACGAGCCAGACCAGGGGAUGCUCAAAGACCCCGGGUCAGACAAGAUCCUGAUCUGUUUGAGCCGAUCAUGCCUCCCCAAGCCAAAGAUCCCCUGAGCUGCUUAAACCCACCCAUCAAAACUUAAAACUGGAAUCAUUCUGACGCUGGUGUUCAUCCCCUUCUUGUCCCGGCCAUGGUAACAGUGACUGUUUUACCUUAUGAGAGUCAAAGGAACAUUCACUGAGCCCAUCAACCCAUUUGGACCGUUCAGAGACUGCCUGUGUCGGUGACAUUGCUAUCGCGGCUGCUGUACAGUAACAUUUCUGGCUUUCAUAACUCCCGCUUGACUGGUUGAUUGAAACAAAGUACGCAGCAGGAUCGUAUCCUCACUGUCGUAAAUGAGAGCUUUAAAGAAGUAGAAAUGUCCACUUUACUAGUUUGGCACAUGCUCAUGAAUUCUGUGAAUAUUAUCAUUCAGAGAAGUCGGGUCUUUGUUUUUUUCUGUACUGCCCUCUGGCUAUUGCCAAAUUUUGAAAGUCUAAGUUCACUUGUCCUCGAACAGCUGUGCCCUCUGACACGCAGGAGCGUUUGGUUGUAAACACGGAGGUGACAUGACAUGACCUUUUGACGUGUAAUGGAAGGCCCAGGGGAGGAUGGAGGCAAAAACAAGGAGUGAGAAAGAAAGAAAUAGUAUUAAAUAAAAAUAAGAGAAACAAUGUAAGUGAAAUGGGGGCUAUAGACUGACGAGCACAUUUGUCAAAGCUCUCUGAGGCUGUCACUUUAAAAUUAGUAUAAUAUAUUAUAUAUACAUAUAUACGUAUAUAUACACACAUAGAUACAUGUGUGAGAGAAACAGGGAGGGGACGGAGAGGACAGCAGAUCCACGCUGCAUGUCUGUUUCUAUAGUACAUCCUGCACCCUGCACAUUUAGCUGAAGGGGGUCGCAGACCUUCUGUGUGAAUGAACUCAGAUGGAAAUAUGGGCCUAUAAUAAACAAUCUGGUGCUGGUGGCGCGGAUGAAAGGACAAACAGUACACAUGUGAGGAGCUCGCUUUCAUAGUGUAGAAAAGAGCAGCUCAGGUACAAUGUAGACGCGCACAAAGUACUCCAACACUCGGAAGCAUCUGUUAUUCCACGGCUACUUUGUGCAUUUUGAGAGACAGGCAGGCAGUGAGGAGUAGCAGGAAGCUUGAUGAAAGAGCGCACGGCACGCAACAAAGCUCCUAACACUGGGAAUUAAAGUGCUUAAGUAGACCAAAAGAAAAUCCACAUUUCAUUCCAAAUGAAUUAAUUUCAAAAGUAAUGGGAACAUUUAAAGCUGCUGCCUCAUUUUGCCAGAUUAAGAUUUGAUGCAACAAUUUGAGAGAAAAAAAUAUCAUGAGUCAAUUAAAUAUCUCCUUUGAUGACUGGCACAUAUGGAAGCAUCGGCUAUCAAGGACUCAUCAGACGUGUGUGAAGCUGCUGCCUGGCCGUGUGUGUGUGUGUGUGUGAGCUGCGUGUCGCCCCCCCCCCAUCUCCUCUCGCUCUCUUGCACAUCUCUUUGGGAACAUCAAAGGUAUUAGUGGGUUAUUUUCAGGUAGGGAGCCCUCGGGGCUUUACAGGUGUUUCUCUGUGAGUUUUGUAGAGUUGAGUUUAUCUCUCUCCUUCGCGGAGCCUUUCGCAGUCGAACCCUCCCGUAAAUGUCCCCUAUCAGAGGGCAGCAGUGUGUUAAAAAGGCCUUCUGACAGCAGCUCUGCUCUCUUCUCUGUCACGCCACGUGACCACUUGGUGUCCGCCCCUGGCAUGGUCCGGUCUACUGCGUCCAAUAAUGCACCCUACAUAGACUUAGUGAGACAGACAGAGGGAGAGGGGGAGAGACACGCACGACCACACACACUCACACACACACACAUUCACACGUACACAUCAACACCCACACAAGUUACAUCGACGCAGGAAGUCUGACAAAACUCAAAGGGACACAAACUCAGUAGGAGCACACCCAUCAGUUCACACUUCCCAGCAGCCGCACAAGUGCAGCAACACGCACACACACGCACACAAACGCACACACACACAAUUUGAAUUCUAUACCGAAGAGCCGAGUGCAUGAAAACAUGAACACAUAGAGUUUUGUUAGCUCUCCAAGUUCACAUUGUUCCAUUUGUCUGCUGUCGCCAAAAACAGACGGGUGCCUUUGGAUGACUCUGGAAUUGAAUAAAAUAGGUAGAGACUUAGGGAGAGAGAGAGAGAGAGUGUGUGUGUGUGUGUGUGUGUGUGUGUGUGUCCGUGUGUGUGGAUCCAUGUGGCUGAUAGAACAUGUUUACCUGUUCUAUGUGGCUCAACAUUGUGCCAAACCAUCCAAGCAGUCAAACCCCACCCCCACUAAAAAAAAACCUAACAACAACAACCCGAAUUUCCUCUAAAGAACAGAAACGGAGAGAGAGAGAGAAACAUGCAGACGAUGAGGAAAGGUGCUCGGUGAGGGACAAUGAGAUGGAGCUGCGGAAAGGGACGAGAGCAAGAGAUGCCGUGAUGAACUAGGGAUGUCGGUACGUGAUCCGGAAAAGCCGGUUCGGUCAGUCACUGUGACUGUUUGAAACCUUGGGAAUGUGUGUAUGGGCGAAGAGAGGCAGACAGAAUACAUUUGCACGGUUUGUUUGUGUGCGCUGUUGUCCAGUGAACAGCCCAAUUCCCUCAACUGUGUCACUCUCUGCUUAGUAAUGCCAAACAGGAAAUCAAUGUUGCCUGCUGUGUGUGUGUGUGCGCGUGCGUGCGUGCGUGCGUGCGUGCGUGCGUGCUCGCGUCUCCAGACACCUCUGGCUGCCAGUGUUUCUUUCUCAAAAGUGUGUGUGUGUGUAUGUGUGUGUGUGUGUGAGUGGGUGUGAGAGAGAGCGAGGCAGAGGGACACAGAGAUGUGAAUGCCCACAGGCCAGAGGCAGACCCAUGCCAGGGAAAGCAGGGCAGUGCCAUCCUUCUAUCUCCAGAUCAAUGUCCCUGCUCGCUUUAGCAGUCCAGACAAUCACGCUGAGGCAAAACAACUACAACUGGGCUGAACACCGACUGGAUUAAUUCCCAGACAGGCCCCUGGUUUACUUUAUUUUGCAAGAAGAUUUAGUAAUUAAAAUAUAACAGUGACAAAAUGUCAUUUUCAAAUCAAAAUGGCCGACUUCCUGUUGCGUUUAGGAUAUGGGUCCAAUUGAGUUUUAGGUGUGUUUGGACUUGAUAAAUGUGCGUGCCAAAUUUCAUCCAUGUAGGUGAAACCUUGACGAGGGGCUAAAUUUUAGCAAAUUCGAAGGUGGCGCUAUUGAGGCAUUUUUGCCAUGCCCGUGAACAAGAUUAAUUUCACAACGAAUGGCACACCUUUUCAGCAAGUCUGCAAAUUUUAGGGGCCUUUUCAUGAACGUUGAGGUUGUGCAAUACGCCCUCAAGUGGGAAGAAGUAUAAUAAGAAAAAACAAAGCAAAUACAAGAGGGUCGGUGCGAGGGCCCUAAUAAUGAUGCUGCAUUACACAACAGUAAAAUUAAGUUUCCAAAGGGGCCAGGUUGGCAGAAAGCUGCAUUUAGGCACUUACUACACGUUUUCAAUCUUAGAAGACAAUUUAUUUUAUUACAGCGAUGGUGCACAUUAACUUACAGACAUUACUUGACUUGUAAGAGGGAAAAUCCAGUGAUGUUUAUAACACAGAAUAGAAUACAGGCAUGUGUGCAGUUUUGUUUCACUUCAUAGCUAUCAUUUAUAAUUAAUCAAAUUGCUCUGUGUUAAUAUACAGAUAAUUGUCAGCCGGUUCACCUCAGCUCUGUGGAGCAUGUUUGUGACAUUCAGCUAAUUGUGUUUUAGUCUUAAAAAAAAUGUACUGUACAGUCAGUAUCAGGUGUACAUAGACAUGCUCCAUGCUGUGCCUCUGCUCUUUAAAUCACCUCUACCUGCUCCUGAGGAUGGUUAAACUCAAAAGUAAAGCGCUGGAUUUUGAAAACUGCAGAUUUUAGCUUUGGAGCGACUCCUCUCCCCGAGGCAACAGACACUCGAACAGAUCCACUACUCAUCAUGUCACUGUCGUCUUUUUCACCACAGCUCGAUGUUGAAGCACAUACCACAGUGUAGCUCUUCAUUCAUAUGUAUUUAUCACUGCAUCAUCUCGCUACACUACAUUUUUAGAGACAUUUUAUGCGAAUGAAAAAAGACAACACUUAAGCUUUUUUUUUAACUCUGAUCCGAUUGACAUUAGCUGUUAAGGCUAAAUUGAUAUUAGACUGGAUUUGCAGUACCAUUCAUUCUUUCCUCCCAGUUUGUCUCGGUUUUCAUGUGAGACAGUAAUAUAUGAUGACCCAAAAAUCGGACGGGUGUGUGUUGGCUAACUUUCCAUUGGAGCUGUGCUACCGUUCACUGUCAUCGUCACAUCAUUUCUUGCAUGUUUGACCAAUAAUCUCCAGUCAUGUUUGACUUCAGUGUUUGACGGUAGGUCAGAGUCAGAAUGUUGAACAUCAGCCACAGGUCCUACAGUGAGAGGUACAGUCAGUGCUGUUGGUGGAUUUGGAUCAUUGGCCCUCAGCACAAACGUAAAGCUGCUGAUCUCAGUAUAAGAUGGAAGAGAAACCUCAUUCUCUAUUUAUUUUUUCUUGUUUUUCACUGUCUCCUGGUUGUGUUUCUGUUGCAAUAAAGUAUGAUUGUGAGACAAAUACA
Messenger RNA from Scophthalmus maximus (turbot), 8174 nucleotides. It is a transcript of the gene ccser2a, whose product is annotated as coiled-coil serine-rich protein 2a. NCBI's taxonomy places the organism in Eukaryota, Metazoa, Chordata, Actinopteri, Pleuronectiformes, Scophthalmidae. Gene Ontology annotation, molecular function: microtubule binding. The record is from RefSeq and is a predicted model, not a curated record. Gene Ontology annotation, biological process: microtubule bundle formation. The transcript is spliced from 10 exons. Bases 560 to 3628 code for a protein of 1022 amino acids. Gene Ontology annotation, cellular component: microtubule cytoskeleton.